Mesorhabditis belari is the source of this 1560-nucleotide messenger RNA. The record is from the annotation of a GenBank genome assembly. Lineage: Eukaryota; Metazoa; Nematoda; Chromadorea; Rhabditida; Rhabditidae.
AUGGAACGAGAGAAUCGUCUCGAGGAAGGCCGUUUGGUGAAUGUGAACGCGAAUGCUAUCUAUGAUAUUGCUGUCCCGUUGAUGCCGUCGACUACGGCACCACCUCCAGCACGACAAUUAACCAUUCAGACAUUGGACGGCCACGGUCCUUUCAUUCGUCAUCGUCAGGACACAAUCGCUGCCGAUCUGAUCAAUGGGGCUCGUGUGGUCACUUCGAGAAAGAAACCGAAACAAUUAAAAGAAUCAACAUUUUUGUGGAGUGAUGUCGCGUCGUAUGUCACCACCACCGAGCAACCACCGAAAUUACCCGAAAUGGAAUCGAUGAGUUCCGGAAAUUCGGCAACUGAUGGGGAAGAGGCAAUCGAACUCGUGCAAGAGCUCUCCAAUAUGCCGCCAAUUCCCGAGACAAUUGAUGGAGAACCCAUCGAUUACUUGGAUGGCUCGGACGCGAUCGAUCAACCGGUUGAGAGUCUUCCACCCGGCUACCUCACUAAGGAUACACCCAUGGAUUUCGUUGGCACAGAAAUCGACAACCCAACCACCCCACAUCGCUCCCGGAUGUACGGUGUUGUCGGCUCGUCUCAUGACAAAGAUCGCCAAGUUCGUAAAGCGUUGGAGGAGAAGGAACGCCUUCGACAUUUGCAGAAGCAACGAUUGAAAGAAGCAAGAGAAAGAGAAGAAAGACGAAUUGAAGAAGAAAGAAAAAUGUUGGAAGAGAGGAAAAAAUUAGAGGAGGAAAGACUGAAAUUGGAAAGAGAAGAACAAAAGAAACGAGAAGAAGAGGAGAGGAUUGCGAGGGAGAAAUGGGAGAGACAGUUGCAGGAAAAGAUUCUCGAGGAGCGUCAGAAACGCGAAAAAGCUGAGAAAGAACGGAGACGAUUGGAAGAAGAAAGGAGAAAAGCUGAGGAAAUGAGAAAAGAAGGAAAUCGAGGAGUUGAGGAGGAAGAAGAUCGAGGAGGAGACGAGGAUGCGCGAGGAGAUCGAGAGGAAGCGGCUAGAAGAAGAAAAGCAGCUACACGAGGAGCGAGGGAGGAGAGGGAGAAGAAGCGUCAAGAGGAGGAGCAAGAAAGGAGAAAGAAAGAGGAGGAGGUUCGACUAGAGGAGGAGCGUUUAGCUCGUGAAGAAGCCUCACUGCAACGACAAGAAGAUGAGGACAAGCAGCAAAGAAUACAAGAUGAAGAGAAAAGAAAAGAGAAAGAGAAAGAGAAAAGGGAUAAAGAGAAAAAUGAUGACGAUUAUGAUGAUGAAGAUAAUGAAGGAGAAGAGUCUGAUGAGGAAUCCGACGAGCAACCGUCGAUCAAAGUUCUCCCACCGAUCACUCAAUCGUCAACAAAUGCGGGCUCAUUUGUGCAGAUACCCGUUCACGAGUACGCAUCGAUACUUGAGAAAGCUCAAGGCACCGAGCAACAGGAUCAACUCCGUCUCCAGCAGUUGAUGGCUUUACAGCAAACCCGUCUCCAAUCGGGGGUUUCUCAAUUCUCUCCUUUCCUCGAUUCAGCCUCGAACUCAAAUAAUCCCCUCUACAGCGUUUACAGUUUACCAUUCAAGAAGAAAAUGGUU